Trichoplusia ni (cabbage looper) is the source of this 2246-nucleotide messenger RNA. RefSeq names its product serine/threonine-protein phosphatase 2A regulatory subunit B'' subunit gamma-like. Gene Ontology annotation, cellular component: spindle; centrosome. The record is from RefSeq and is a predicted model, not a curated record. The coding region runs from base 97 to 1527 and encodes 476 amino acids. NCBI's taxonomy places the organism in Eukaryota, Metazoa, Arthropoda, Insecta, Lepidoptera, Noctuidae. Gene Ontology annotation, biological process: cortical cytoskeleton organization; microtubule cytoskeleton organization; regulation of dephosphorylation. The transcript is spliced from 7 exons.
AUGAAACUGUCAAGUAUUUCAAUGGCUUGUUUGGCAACAAUCUAAACACGAAAACUAAGUUUUUAUUUAACUUUUUCAUUGAUUUAUUACAUAAAAAUGUCUGAAACUAAACAAGAAGUAAAAACUGAUGAUACAGAGAAUACGGCUGUUGAAACUAAACCAGUUGACGAUAAACAAGUUAAAAUAAACAAUAUGUUGAAAGAUAGACUGAGGAAAUAUAUCAAGAAAUUAGAUGACACAGGCACAAGCAUAACAAAAGAAGAAAGCAUUAAACUCGAAGUAGAAACAUUCCAGCAACUCUACAAACCGACUCUUGCCGGAGAGAAGGACUCAUACAAGAACAUACCGAAGUUCUACUUCAAGUUACCGAGACCUGACGAUAUGUUGGCACAGAAGUUACGAGAAGAAACCAGAGCUCAGUUCUUACAGAAAAAGAGUAAAGAGUUGUUGGAUAACAGCGAGUUGAAACAUCUCUGGAGCUUGUUAGAGAAGAGUAAUGGGAAUUAUACGGCAGCGAGUAACGAUGAGCUGAUUAUUGACUACUUUCAGUUUAAGAAGAUAAGGGAUGAGGCUGGGCCUAAGUAUAAGCCAUAUUUCACUGCGGAGGUAUUCGGUCGUCUCCAAGCGGCUGAAGGCGGUGUUGGGCGAGUGCGUGCCGUCUCGCUCUUCAACUACGUCAUGCGUCGGGUUUGGCUGCAGCAGACCAGGAUCGGACUAUCGCUGUAUGACGUCACAGGGCAAGGGUAUCUUACUGAGCAUGAUCUAGAAAGCUACAUAGCGGAGCUAGUGCCAUCCCUCGCAGCUCUAGACGGUCUAGACUCAUCCUUCAGUUCGUUCUAUGUGUGCACUGCAGUCAGGAAGUUCUUAUUCUUCUUGGAUCCACUAAGAGUGGGCAGAGUGAGGAUACGAGAUGUGCUGUCCUGCUCGUUCCUUGAUGAUUUGUUAGAGCUUCGCGAAGAAGACCUUCCGAUGGAACUUCAGGAGCAGAACUGGUUCAGCGCGGCGUCUGCUCUGAGAGUGUACGGACAAUACCUCAACUUAGACAGGGACCAUAAUGGAAUGCUCAGUAUUAAUGAGCUGGCUGGCUACGGCUCUGGCACCCUGACCCGCGCCUUCCUGCAGCGUGUGUUCCAGCAAUGCCUGACCUAUGAGGGGGAGAUGGACUACAAGACGUACCUGGACCUGGUCCUAGCGCUGGAGAACAGGAAGCAGCCGGCAGCCCUCGCGUACCUAUUCAGAGUGCUGGAUAUUAACUCUGUAGGGUAUCUCGACGCGUUCACUUUGAAUUAUUUCUUUAAGGCAAUACAAGAACAAAUGAUAGCCCACGGCGCGGAACCGGUCAACUUCGACGACGUUAAAGACGAGAUCUUCGACAUGAUCCGUCCGGAACAUCCGGCCCGGAUCACGUUGCAGGACCUGAUCCGGUCCGGACACGGGCACACGGCCGUGUCCAUACUGUUAGAGCUGCACGGCUUCUGGGCGUACGAGAAUAGAGAGGCGCUAGCGGCGGCCGGGGACCAUGCCUGACACACGUACACGUUUACUGAAGACCGGUUUAAGAUUUGAUGGUGAUUUGGGUCUUCAUUCGGUGUUCAACUGGUUGAAAAUGUGAUAAUGAGAUGAACUAUUUUUGUAAAAUUGUAUUUAGGAUUAACUGACAUGUUUUGUAAGAACGGUUUUUAAGAGGGUGAAUGAAAGUGGGUCGUUCAAUCGUUCAAAUAUCGAUUGGGAUCCUUUUAAAUUAAUAGUUUACGAAAUAUAAAGAACUUGAUAGGAUUCUUAUGGACAACUUUUAUAUUGAAAAUUAUUAAGAUAUCAAUUACGAAUUGCCUUUACUUAAAAAAAGUGGUAUAAAAGCAUUCGAAAUUUCACAAACUUUGUGUGUUCUCCAAAUGAAUUGUACAUAUCUAGUAUAUUUGGAAAUUAUAAAUGAAUGAUUGUGGUAAUAACCGUAAUAUGAGGUACCCUACACGGAUAUGAUACUUAAUAUUACGAAAAAUAAAGGACUCUGUUGUGCAAUAGUGUGUUAAGUACAUAGGAUUUCCAUAGCACUUAACACAUUAUUGCAUAACAGUGUCAGAAUAAUGUUAGUUGAAUAUUGUUAAUAUUGUAGAAUAUUGUUAUUCUAGAUUAUUUGUUAAUUUAGCGUUGUAUAAAUUGUUAGUGUUGACGCUUCUUAUAUGCAAGUCAAAAGAUAUAUUAAGGAAUUUAUAUCUUAAGACUUUGAACUGACAUAUAAUUAUCUA